CCCAUUGCGGCGGCGGCGGCGCGGCGCGAGGCGGGGCGGGGCGGGGCGGGGCGGGGCGGCCGGCCGAGCCCGGGGCAGCGGAGCCGCGAGCGGCCAUCGCGCAGCGCCGCCAGUCCGCCCGUCCGCCCUCCCGCUCGCGCGACUGCAGGGAGGCGAGGACUCUGACGACGGUACCAGCUCUUCAGGACACUGUAUGACACUACAUCAUGAGUGACAGCAAAUGUGACAGUCAGUUUUACAGUGUGCAAGUGGCAGACUCAACUUUCACUGUCCUGAAACGUUACCAGCAGUUGAAACCGAUUGGCUCUGGAGCCCAGGGAAUUGUUUGUGCUGCUUUUGAUACAGUUCUUGGAAUAAAUGUUGCAGUCAAGAAACUAAGCCGUCCUUUUCAGAAUCAAACUCAUGCAAAGAGAGCUUAUCGUGAACUCGUCCUCUUAAAAUGUGUCAAUCAUAAAAAUAUAAUUAGUUUGUUAAAUGUGUUUACACCACAGAAAACUCUAGAAGAAUUUCAAGAUGUGUAUUUGGUUAUGGAAUUAAUGGAUGCUAACUUAUGUCAGGUUAUUCACAUGGAGUUGGACCAUGAAAGAAUGUCCUACCUUCUUUACCAGAUGCUCUGUGGUAUAAAACAUCUGCAUUCAGCUGGUAUAAUUCACAGAGAUUUGAAGCCUAGCAACAUCGUAGUAAAAUCAGACUGCACACUUAAGAUCCUUGACUUCGGCCUGGCCCGGACAGCGUGCACCAACUUCAUGAUGACCCCCUAUGUGGUAACGCGCUAUUAUCGGGCGCCUGAAGUCAUCCUGGGCAUGGGCUACAAAGAGAACGUUGAUAUCUGGUCAGUGGGUUGCAUCAUGGGAGAGCUGGUGAAAGGUUGUGUGAUAUUCCAAGGCACUGAUCAUAUUGAUCAGUGGAAUAAAGUUAUUGAACAGCUAGGGACACCGUCUGUGGAUUUCAUGAAGAAACUUCAGCCAACUGUGAGGAAUUACGUAGAAAACAGGCCCAAGUAUCCUGGCAUCAAAUUUGAAGAACUCUUUCCAGAUUGGAUAUUUCCAUCAGAAUCAGAACGAGACAAAAUAAAAACAAGUCAAGCCAGAGAUUUGUUAUCAAAAAUGUUAGUGAUAGAUCCUGACAAGCGCAUCUCUGUGGACGAAGCAUUGCGCCACCCUUACAUCACUGUUUGGUAUGAUCCUGCUGAGGCAGAAGCGCCACCACCUCAAAUCUAUGAUGCCCAGUUAGAAGAAAGAGAACAUGCAAUUGAAGAAUGGAAAGAGCUAAUUUACAAAGAAGUAAUGGAUUGGGAAGAAAGAAGCAAGAAUGGUGUAAAAGAUCAACCUUCAGCACAGAUGCAGCAGUAAAUAGCAACGCCACGCCUUCUCAGUCAUCAUCCAUCAAUGACAUUUCGUCCAUGUCCACCGAGCAGACGCUGGCCUCAGACACAGACAGCAGCCUUGAUGCCUCAACUGGACCCCUGGAAGGUUGCCGAUGAUAAGUUAGACACAGCAAGCUUGUCGUCAGGGAGGAACUGUUGCUCCAUGGGCCUGCCACGCCUGGGAGCUGAUGGAACCAAAUAGAAAAACUCCAUGUUCUGCAUGUAAGAAACACGAUGCCUUGCCCCACUCAGUUCUAAUAGGACUGCCCACUUAGAUUAUAAAAUGAAGCAGAUUAUGUCUGAAGAAAAAAAAAAAGUGCAAGCCACACUUUUAGAGAUUUUGUUCAAGGUCAUUUCAGGUGAGCAAUCAGAAUAGAUGAAUGUUUUAAGUUGUACGGUAAUAGUCGUGACAACUUCUCAUCCUCAGUCACCAUUGGGACUUGUUUGCAUGUGACCAUAUACGCUCGCUCAGAUUUGCCAUCUGGCACUUUGGAAAUCAGUAUUUAAAUGCCAAAUAAUCUUCCAAGUAGUGCUGCUUCUAGAAUUAUGUCUUAAUCCUUUUAGGUAAUUUGGUGUCUGUCCAGAAAAAAAAUUAUGUGUAUUAAUUGGCCACCAUCCUAUUACCGUAUCUUACCUUCUUUUAUGGUAUGAUUUAUUCUAUUUUGUACUUCAGAAGGAAUAUAAUUAAAUCUAUUUAAUAAAUAAAAAUAUAACAAAUCUG
Manis pentadactyla (Chinese pangolin) is the source of this 2087-nucleotide messenger RNA. It is a transcript of the gene MAPK9, whose product is annotated as mitogen-activated protein kinase 9. Gene Ontology annotation, biological process: JNK cascade; protein phosphorylation. The transcript is spliced from 12 exons. Gene Ontology annotation, cellular component: nucleus; cytoplasm. Gene Ontology annotation, molecular function: JUN kinase activity; ATP binding. The record is from RefSeq and is a predicted model, not a curated record. The coding region runs from base 207 to 1352 and encodes 381 amino acids. NCBI's taxonomy places the organism in Eukaryota, Metazoa, Chordata, Mammalia, Pholidota, Manidae.